UGCACAGAACCUAUCGAAACAAUACUAGUCAACUACACAAGAGGAGUUACUCGGCGCUUAAGGCUAAACACCUCUUCGUCCUCGAGUCCCAACCCUAAUAUCCACCGACCACACCGCACCAAAAUGGCGUCGCCCACUCCUCCUCCCCACGGCGUCAGCGAGGGCUUCGGAGGAGCGCAGGGGCCGCGGCGGAGGCCGCUAGGGCUCGUGGCGAACGCGAUGAAGCGCAAGCACGGGUUCGUGCAGCUGUUCCUGAUGACGGGGAUCCUGAUGAUGAGCCUCCGAUCCCUAGGGCAAAAGCACCGCAUCCACGACCUCUCCGGCGACACCGCCGAGCUCCGGGUCGAGCGCGACGCCCUGGCCCGCCGCAUGGCCAACCUCAAGGACGCCCUCCGCCGCGAGGCCGACCUCGACCCCUCCGGCGCCCUCGCCUCCCACAUCCGCACCCUCUUCCACGAAUCCGAAUAGAAAGAUUUCGUUUUUUUUUUUCUCCUAGAGUUUUUGGGUCGCUCCUCGUGUGCGAAUUGUCGAAGGGAACUGUAUUUUCGUAGAAGGUUUUGGAACUGAUCGUGCGUGUUUGGUUGGUGCUUUAUGCAUUCGGUUUGCCACAGUGCGGCACUUGCACGCAAUGUGUUUGUCAAAAUGUCCCAAAGAAUAACAAGCUGUGUUUUCCUAGCUCCAAAUAAGCAUCUCUUUAGACACACAGCGUCCGUAGGUCUUAAGAGUUGUUUCUUUCGUUUCUUUUUUUUUUGGACAGAGCUGCAUAAAUUAUACCAUAAUAAACGGAUUAAUACGAUCUA
This is a messenger RNA of Ananas comosus (pineapple), 800 nucleotides long. RefSeq lists its product as uncharacterized. The transcript has a single exon. The record is from RefSeq and is a predicted model, not a curated record. The coding region runs from base 124 to 468 and encodes 114 amino acids. NCBI's taxonomy places the organism in Eukaryota, Viridiplantae, Streptophyta, Magnoliopsida, Poales, Bromeliaceae.